Molecule: messenger RNA, 3308 nt
Organism: Culex quinquefasciatus (southern house mosquito)
Lineage: Eukaryota; Metazoa; Arthropoda; Insecta; Diptera; Culicidae
Product: zwei Ig domain protein zig-8
Exons: 8
Coding region: 991-1926 (311 amino acids)
Biological process (GO): synapse organization
Cellular component (GO): neuron projection membrane
Source: RefSeq, a predicted model, not a curated record
UGCUCGACCGGUACGGAUCGUUUUCCGGGGCAGAAUCUUCGCUGGGCCAAGGUCGGUUGUACUAUGUCGCGGACUCUUUCGGGGGCGGUUUGAGGUAGCUGUAGCGCGGUGGCAGUAGGUUCCGGAACCGCGCCAACGGAGUGUCGAAAUUUUAAUUAAAUAACACGCAGGUAACCGCAAAUCAUUCGCAAACGCAACGAAACCGCGUGCGCCACGAGAUGGUCCUUUUUUCCGGGAAAGAGGUUCUUUUUCCCUAGUGGGUGGAGGGGUUUUCCGAGGGUGGGGGUGACGGGGAAAAAUUCAACAAUUGAGUGGCAGAAAUUGGUCGCACUGGAGCGCUGGGCAAAUGUUUGACGGACGACUGGUGAAUUGUGGCGCUCCAGUUUGAGUUGUGGUCGGCGAACCUUCCUCCUCCUGGAAUAUAUACGGGAAUAUUUAUUACCCUUUGACAGCCAGUGGGCCGCUCUCGGGGGGUUUUCGUGAGGUAGAAGUGAGUGGAGUGGCUUAAAUGGUGGUAGCCCACUGCAUGUGACAGAGCCUGGAUAACGGAUCUCCACGGCCGUGGAGGCGAUAAGUGUCUGCGCGCGUUGGCAGGACAUCAAACGGCAACCGACGAUGGACGCCGCCGUCACCAGCGGAACCGUCCAUAGGACAUCGAACGGUGGUGAAAAGUGAGUGAAGCGCAGAUAAAAAAGGAUAAAAACCGCGCUGUGACGGAAAAUCGUUUUUUAUUCAUGUUCAGCGAGCUUGUGUGCGUUCCAUCAAAUUAGUGUGUGGUUGGGGAGGAUAACCGCAGGACGAAUCACGAACAGGAUUAAAAAGUUUUCCGGCAGCAGCAGCAGCAGCAGCAGCAGUUAUUCCUGCGUCCCUAAUUCGCAAAGGAGUUUGGCGAAGCGAACAGGAUUUAUUACGCGCUCAACCAGUGAAAGAAUUUCCGCCAGGAAACGCACGCCAAGGAUACAAGAAGUUACUAUAGCACAGCCAGGCGCAAUGGAUAGUAUCAGUAACGUGCCGGGAAUCAACAUGAAAUUGGUGCUUUUUUUCAUAAUGUAUUUUAAUCUAGGUAUCUCAAAUACGGUCCACUCUGACGAGCGGUCGUCCUCGGCGGAACAUCACGACCACCUGCACGAGCACGAGCCACCGGCGGCAGAUGUGGCCGAGAACGAGAUUUACGACUCGGACGAAAGCAACCUGCUCCGGACGCCGCUGGACCGGGGGCCAUACUUUGAUUUAUCGGCCUCGAAGAACAUCACGGCCCUCGUCGGCAAGACCGCGUAUCUCAACUGUCGGGUCCGGAACCUGGGCAACAAAACGGUUUCCUGGGUCCGCCAUAGAGACAUUCAUCUCUUAACCGUAGGUAGAUUUACGUACACCUCGGAUCAACGGUUCCAGAGCGUGCACAACCCACAAACGGACGACUGGUCGUUGCAGAUCCGAUAUCCCCAGAAACGAGACACCGGAGUGUACGAGUGCCAAAUAUCAACCACACCACCGGUGGGUCACUCCAUGCACCUGUCGGUAGUCGAACCCGUCACCAUCAUCGUCGGUGGGCCGGAUAUUUACAUCAACACCGGCUCCACGGUCAACCUGACGUGCGUGGUGCGGAAUUCGCCGGAACCUCCGUCCACCAUCAUCUGGACCCACAACCACCAGGAAAUUAAUUACGACUCACCCCGGGGCGGUGUAUCGGUUAUCACGGAAAAGGGCGAAACGACCACCUCGUACCUGCUGAUCCAGCGGGCCAAAAGCACCGAUUCGGGCAAGUACGUCUGCUCGCCGUCGAACGCCAACACGUACUUCAUCAACGUUCACAUCCUGAACGGAGAACACCCGGAAGCGAUGCAGCACGGUGGCCAGCUCCGGAUAGGUGACCCCGUGCACGUGUUUGUGUUCGUAAUCAUCACCCUGGUGCUGAGCAAUCGAUGAAGUCCCGCCGGCAGCGGAAAAUGGAAGACCGUCGGAAGCCGCUCGGUCACUGUGAAUAAUAUAGAAGGCGGAGUAAUUAGAAUAACGACAAUGAUGCCGGGAACGCGAUCCGGUGGUACCUCCGGUGGUGGCGCAAUCGACGAUUCAAUUAUCGAGAUCGCCCAGCGGUGCCGUGAGUCGUGAGUUGAGCAGAUGUGUUUUGAAUGGAUUGUUGGAGACAAGAAGGGCCAGACACGGCCCACAAUGUGGGCGGCUAGCGUAGACCUAGGAUAGGAAGUCAAGAAUCACUCAAAGUUGUUGAUUUAUCCGAUGAAACUGUUUGGAAUUGCGCUGGGAACGAGUCCUCGACGACCAACCCAACAUCACCGAGUUAUGUUUGUUACUGGGAGGGCGGACGAUUGUUCUGGGAAUUGUGGCAUAGAUGUCUCGAGCAAAGCUGGUCGGCACGCAUGAUAAUAGCAUUAUCGACAUGGUUCGCGCUUAAACUACUUAGGGCCGGGUCGAAAAUCCAUGUGCGUAUAAAUUUUGAGCAACUUUCAUUGUUAUACCACAUUUUUUUGGGUAACUUGGAUAUUUUAAGUUUGGGUGCUCUAUGUGUUUUUUUUUUAACUGAAAUGUUCCAGUUGUGUUGCAUUUUCAAACAUAUUUUCGUUAGAACACUUUUAUGUUCAAAUUCAUUUUACUAUUAUAACAUACAAUCUCUCAUUUUGUUCCAAAUUUUUUUUUAUUCCAUUUUUCAACGAUUUGGUCAAUAUGCAGAACAGCAGAACAGCUUUUUUCUGAUCGUAACAGGCCCAAAAAAAGCCUUUUAAAUAUUGGAUGCAAUUGGUGCUGUCCCAGCUUUUCGCAAAGCAUUUAAUUUUUCGAUGAAAAACCCAACUUAUUUUGUUAUUUGAUUUUUGUAGUUUUCAUUUUAUACUGAUACAGCGGCGUUCAACUUGCUCCUGGCAAAAGAUACAGGGUGUGCAAAGCCUGUCUAAAAUUUAAAAAUUACGAAAAGAGCUGAAAAAUUGAAAAAUUGGUUAAAGUUUAAUUGCUUAAAUUCUGAUCUGAAGUUUGUAUGGAACUUUAAUCAAUUUAUUAUGGAGAAUUGUAAUUUUUUACAACUUCUUAUAGAAAAUUUCACAAAACCCUGUCAAAUUUCCCUCUUCUUAUGUUUCUUAUAGGUUUUGAUCCAGGGAACAACUUUGUAGAACAUCGUAUAUUUUAUUUCGUGAAUACAAAAUUUGAAGAAUGACUCAAUUUAAAGUGCAGUUUAAAAAAGGUGCAGGUGGUUAUGUUACACAUGACCAGUAUGACAAAGAACUUUGCAAGAUGAUUGUUGAAAUUUUCGAUUAGAAUGUCCGGUCCAAAUUCCCCCCUUAUAAUAACCGUCCUAUCGA